AAGUGUCAUCGGGGCAUCCUCGAUCGCAAGUCAUGGAACGGCCCGGUACUCGAGGGAGCGCUCCCGUCGUUUGCCAGUUUCGCCGCAGGACGUGGGAGCUGCGGCCCGUCGAGUCUCGCCGGAUGGGAUGGCGGUGGUCGCCGCGGCAACAGCGGUCUUCUCCCGGCGCCGCCCGCUCCGGUCCCAGGACGACGAGGAGGCACCGAUGCCGCAGCGCGGGCGACCCGCGGCUCCGUCAUCGGCCGGGGCCGGCGGGAGCGGGAAGGCGACACCCGGACGACGACGCGGCGCCAUGAAUAUUUCAUCCCGCCGAAAGACGAGCGCGUCCGGCAGAGCCGCCGCCCGUGACGCCACCGAGAUGUUGUCGACGGCGACGAUGGAGGCUCAGUAGGGGCCCGCCGCUCUCGUUUCCCGGUCGGCGGCCCGGUUCCUCUCCCGCCGGGAUGACGGUGGCGUCGGCCGACAACGCGGACGAGAGCGCCGCCUCGCCCGGCCGCCCGCAGGUGGACGAGCGCGACGGGCACGAGUGCCGCGAGCGCGUGGUCAUCAACGUGUCGGGGCUGCGCUUCGAGACGCGGCUGAAGACCUUGGCGCGCUUCCCGGACACGCUGCUGGGGAACCCCGAGAAGAGGAUGCGCUACUUCGACCCGCUACGCAACGAGUACUUCUUGGACCGCAACCGGCCCAGCUUCGACGCCAUCCUCUACUACUACCAGUCGGGCGGGCGGCUGCGGCGGCCCGUCAACGUUCCGCUGGACAUGUUCUCGGAGGAGAUCAAGUUUUACCAGCUGGGCGCCGAGGCCACGGAGAAGUUUCGCGAGGACGAGGGCUUCAUCCGCGAGGAGGAGCGGCCCCUGCCCGACGAGGAAUUCCGCCGGCAGGUCUGGCUGCUCUUCGAGCACCCGGAGAGCUCGGGCCCGGCGCGGGGCAUCGCCAUCGUGUCCGUCACGGUCAUCCUCAUCUCCAUCGUCAUCUUCUGCCUGGAGACGCUGCCCGAGCUGAAGGAGGACGCCGGCGGACGGCGGAGGGCGGCGGCGGCCGUGGCCAACAACGGCACGGCGGCCCGCCGCGGCGACAUCCUCUCCGACCCUUUCUUCAUGGUGGAGACCCUGUGCAUCAUCUGGUUCUCCUUCGAGCUCCUGGUGCGCUUCUUCGCCUGCCCCAGCAAGACGGCCUUCUUCCGCAACAUGAUGAACUCCAUCGACGUGGUGGCCAUCAUCCCCUACUUCAUCACGCUGGGCACCGAGCUGGCUGAGGACCCUGACGCCGAGGCGGUGGGCGAGCAGGCCACCUCGCUGGCCAUCCUGCGCGUCAUCCGGCUGGUGCGCGUCUUCCGCAUCUUCAAGCUGUCGCGCCACUCCAAGGGCCUGCAGAUCCUGGGCCAGACGCUCAAGGCCAGCAUGCGCGAGCUGGGCCUGCUCAUCUUCUUCCUCUUCAUCGGCGUCAUCCUCUUCUCCAGCGCCGUCUACUUCGCCGAGGCCGAGGAGAAGGAGUCCUACUUCACCAGCAUCCCCGACGCCUUCUGGUGGGCGGUGGUCUCCAUGACCACGGUGGGCUACGGCGACAUGUACCCCGUCACCGUGGGCGGCAAGAUCGUGGGCUCGCUCUGCGCCAUCGCCGGCGUGCUGACCAUCGCGCUGCCCGUGCCCGUCAUCGUCUCCAACUUCAACUACUUCUACCACCGCGAGACGGACGGCGAGGAGCAAGCGCAGCUGCUGCGGCUCAGCCGGCGCAACUCGCCUGCCGAGCGGGACGACGCCUCCUCGCCGCUCGGCGAGUCCUCCGACAACAGCAUUGACGACUUGCGCGAGGCCGCCCUGCGGACCGCCAACUGCGUCCGCGCCAAGAUGCUGACCGACGUGUGAGACUCCACCUGGCCCCGCCGCUUCCCCAAAAAGGCGCUGGGCUCAGCGCCGGGCAAACUUUUGUCCCUCUCAAAAAGAAAAAAAGUCUUGAGUUUUGUACUUUAUUUUGCAUCGGUCCAUUGAGAAGAAUAAAAAAAAAUAGAUCCACAUUUAUUUCGAGCUCAAAUAAAAAUGUCAAAGUCAUUGUCGCGUUGAGUCGCGUCGCGUAGACGUCAAUUCGUGCCGGCUGAACUUCUUCCCGUCACGUCGACUCGUUUCUUGGGCUGAAGCAAAGCCAUCGUGACAAGGCGUCCUCGUCAUACGGCCUUUGCCCGCCAUUGUUUCGUGAGCGCGAGCACUCGACGAGAGAGACGGACGGCUCGAGCUCGGCGAGGACGCGUAGCCGUUGCGAGACCCGCAUUCGGCGACGGUCGCGCACGUCUUCGUCUCUCACGUCCAACCCGGAAGCGAAGAAAGAUUUCGGGGACGUCCUCUGAGCGCGAGCGGCAGUAACCAUGGCAACAAGCGCCCCACGCAGUGGCGGCCAUUUCCCACUCGCUAUUUUCUUCGUCGACGAUUUUCACUCGGUCGUGUCUCGUGGCGUCCACUGAACAAGUGUCCGUCGAGUGAAUGCUGCCCUCGCGUGGACGUUUGAGCGAGCGCAGCCUGCCUCUGGCUCGCGAUUCAAACCUCGGCUCGGUCCCUCUGUCAAGUUGCAAUCGAGCAACCGCUCUUUCUCUUGAGCCGCCUUGAAAUGGAUUUAACCUCUCCUCGGUAGCACUGUCUGGAUCUCAUUCAAAUAUUUUAUCAAUGAAAAACAAUUGAAAUAGUGGACAGUAAGCUCGCUGCCUAUUGUAAUUGCCCACCCCAAAAAAAUCAAUUCACGAAUAUG
Molecule: messenger RNA, 2736 nt
Organism: Hippocampus zosterae (dwarf seahorse)
Lineage: Eukaryota; Metazoa; Chordata; Actinopteri; Syngnathiformes; Syngnathidae
Gene: kcna1b
Product: potassium voltage-gated channel, shaker-related subfamily, member 1b
Exons: 2
Coding region: 444-1865 (473 amino acids)
Biological process (GO): potassium ion transmembrane transport; protein homooligomerization
Cellular component (GO): voltage-gated potassium channel complex; dendrite; neuronal cell body
Molecular function (GO): delayed rectifier potassium channel activity; protein binding
Source: RefSeq, a predicted model, not a curated record